This is a messenger RNA of Daldinia vernicosa, 830 nucleotides long. Its product is annotated as Rpr2-domain-containing protein. The record is from RefSeq and is a predicted model, not a curated record. Gene Ontology annotation, cellular component: nucleolar ribonuclease P complex. NCBI's taxonomy places the organism in Eukaryota, Fungi, Ascomycota, Sordariomycetes, Xylariales, Hypoxylaceae. Gene Ontology annotation, biological process: tRNA processing. The transcript has a single exon. The coding region runs from base 176 to 673 and encodes 165 amino acids.
UGCACCUUCACAUCAUCACCACCCUACCUUUAAUAACUACCGGGUACGUACCCAUCACACAUCAACUCAGGUAGCCUACACAUUUCAGCAACUCCUGUUUUGGUGUUUUAAAUCAUACAAGAAAUGAAUCACACGGGAAUGUUGUUAGUGGCAACUAGUUAAGGAUAACUAAGACAUGGGGAAAUCCAAGGCGCCCGGAAGCGUGCCAAAUCGGCCAGUCUAUUCUCGAAUCUCAUAUUUAUAUCAAGCAGCAACAUAUCUAGCCAGCCAGCCCAAAAGCACAACAAACAACACAGUAGCAACACAAGAAAAGAAAACACUUCACUCAAGUCAGUCUAAGCAUGGACUUUCACGUCGCUUUAUUACCGACCUCCGGUCUACCUCGUUAAAGAGUCAAAUACGUCUUUCUCCGGCCAUGAAGCAUACUAUCUGUAAAUUCUGCGAUAGCCUGCUUAUCGAAGGAGAGACCAGUAGCUCAUCAAUUGAGAACAAAAGCAAAGGCGGUAAAAAGCCGUGGGCUGACGUUCUCGUCGUUAAGUGCCACGCCUGCGGAGGAGUUAAGCGUUUCCCCGUCCAAGCGCCUCGACAGAAACGGCGACCACUUCGUGAAGCAGACUCGAAGAAGAAAACGGAUCAAAGUCUAGAAGCCGAUAAUCUAGUAGAAGGGUCUUGAGCAACAGCACAAUCCUGUGUUUUAUUUCUCUACGGGAUGGGCCUAUAACUAUCCACCCACGAGUUCGGCGCGUGUUGAAAUAAGGGAGCUCUUCUGGCCCAUUUAAUAAUAAAAAGACGCGUCUGGAGGAAGUAGGUUUUUUUUUUCUAACAUUCUC